UAAUACUUGUGAGAGAUCAAACGAUAGAUUUCCGCAGAGAGAGAGAGAGAGAGAGAGAUCAAUGGCAACAGUGACGAUUCCACCAACAAUUCCAUCUCCGGCCGAGGAUUGCGAGCAGCUCAGGAAAGCCUUUGCAGGAUGGGGAACUAAUGAAGACCUGAUUAUUGAUAUCUUGGGUCACAGAGGUGCAGCACAACGCAAGUUGAUCCGCGAAACUUAUGCUGAAUUAUAUGGAGAAGAUCUUAUGAAAGAUCUUGACAGGGAACUUUCAAGUGACUUUGAGAGGAUUGUUGUGCUAUGGACCCUGGAUCCUGCUGAACGCGAUGCGUUUAUGGCUAACGAGGCCACAAAGAGGUUCACCUCUAGCAACUGGGUGCUGAUGGAAAUUGCUUGUACCAGAUCCUCUCAUGAUCUAUUGAACCUAAAGCAAGCCUAUCAUGCUCGUUACAAGAAAUCUCUUGAAGAAGAUGUUGCAUAUCACACAAAUGGUGCUUUUCGUAAGCUUUUGGUGCCUCUUGUGAGCUCAUUUCGUUACGAAGGACCUGAGAUAAACACCAAGCUGGCAAGAUCAGAAGCUAGGAUACUUCAUGAAAAGAUAAACAAUAAGCACUAUGACGAUGAGGAGGUUAUCAGGAUCUUGACAACGAGGAGCAAAGCACAGAUAAACGCAACUCUGAACCACUAUAACGAUGAAUUUGGAAAUGCUAUCAACAAGGAUUUAAAGAAGGAGAAGGAUGAGGAGAAGGAUGAUUUCUUGAGUCUUGUAAGAGCAACAGUGAAGUGUCUGACUUAUCCUGAAAAGUAUUUUGCUAAGGUUUUGCGGUUAGCCAUAAAUGGGAUUGGUACUGAUGAAUGGGCACUUACUCGGGUUGUGGCAAGUCGUUCUGAAGUCGACAUGAAGCGCAUAAAGGAAGAGUUUCAGCGAAGAGCCAGCGUUCCUCUCGAACAUGCCAUUUCGGGAGAUACUUCUGGUGAUUACAAGAGGAUGCUUCUCACUUUGGUGGGACAUGAGGUUUGAGUAUUGAGGAUUGAGGAUUGAGAAGACUUCUAAGAAUUAAGGGACACAUAAUGUCGGAAUAAAACGUGUAUGAAACUCUUGUCUUUUAUUUGUGACUUAUUUAUUAAAGAUUGGGUAUUAAUUUAAAUGCAA
This is a messenger RNA of Impatiens glandulifera, 1150 nucleotides long. RefSeq names its product annexin Gh1-like. Gene Ontology annotation, molecular function: calcium ion binding; calcium-dependent phospholipid binding. Gene Ontology annotation, cellular component: cytoplasm; cytosol. Lineage: Eukaryota; Viridiplantae; Streptophyta; Magnoliopsida; Ericales; Balsaminaceae. The transcript is spliced from 5 exons. The coding region runs from base 62 to 1018 and encodes 318 amino acids. The record is from RefSeq and is a predicted model, not a curated record.